Molecule: messenger RNA, 2591 nt
Organism: Lactuca saligna
Lineage: Eukaryota; Viridiplantae; Streptophyta; Magnoliopsida; Asterales; Asteraceae
Source: the annotation of a GenBank genome assembly
AUGAAGCAGACAGACAAGAAAUCAACAACAAAUAAUCAACCAAAACGUUCUGUAAGAUCCCAAAUCAGAGAGAAUAAGGCAAACCAACCACCAAGAACAAAAAACACAGAUACAAAACCUUUGCCUGUAAAACAACCAGACAUAAACAUGGAGUCUGAAGAAGCAUCUCAAAAUCCCAAACAAAACAUCAUAAACUUAGAGAAAGAACGAGAUGAAUCAGACUCUGAAACAGUCACUGAUUCUGUAUCCACCACAAGUGGGGAUGAAAAACUAGAAACCAUUCCAAUAGUCUCACAAAAGCCUCCUGAAAACAAAACAAUAUCAUCAUCAACUAAAAGAGCACCUUCUUCAAAUGGCAUAAAAGAUUCAAAAGGGGGUGUGAAAGUUCAUCCAAAGCUAUCAUCUGCACCUUCAUCAGUGUCAUCGGAAGGAAUAGAUGAUCAAACGUGUGAAGAUCCAAAGGAAGUGAAUGAAACGAAAGAGAAUUUUGAUGAAAAGAUUGAAGAAAUGGAAAUGAGAAUUGAGAAACUUGAAGAGGAGUUAAGAGAAGUUGCUGCUCUUGAAAUUUCUUUAUAUUCUGUAGUACCAGAGCAUGGUAGCUCAGCCCAUAAAGUCCACACACCUGCACGCCGACUUUCCAGGCUUUAUAUUCAUGCAGCCAAACACUACUCUCAAGGAAAACGCUCCACCAUUGCUAAGAACACUGCUUCAGGGCUUGUUUUGAUAGCAAAAUCUUGUGGCAAUGAUGUUCCAAGGUUGACUUUCUGGUGGUCAAACGCGGUUGUGUUGAGGGAAAUAAUAACACAAGCUUUUGGUAGUUCAUGUCAAUCAAGUUAUAAAAAGGAAGGUUCUAGUUCUACCCCUUCACCACUACCAUGGAAGGCUAAUUCUGGAAGUAAAGAAAUCAAUAAACCUGAUUUUAUGGAUUUCAUUGAUGAUUGGGAAGAAACAAGAAGUUUCACAUCUGCACUUGAGAAAGUCGAGUCAUGGAUCUUUUCAAGAAUUGUUGAGUCUAUUUGGUGGCAGACAUUGACUCCUAAUAUGCAAUCUCUAGCAGCUGAUACAAAUAGGAAUAAAUGUAAUGGGAAUUUGGGAAACCAACAACAGGGAAACUUUUCCAUUAAUUUAUGGAGGAUUGCUUUCCAUGAUGCUUUCAAGAGACUUUGUCCUGUUCGUGCAGGUGGCCAUGAAUGUGGUUGUCUGCCUGUUUUGGCAAGAAUGGUAAUGGAACAAUGUGUUGCUAGACUUGAUGUAGCCAUGUUUAAUGCUAUUCUUCGUGAAUCAGUCCAUGAAAUCCCAACUGAUCCUGUGUCAGAUCCUAUCGUUGAACCAAGGGUUUUGCCUAUUCCAGCUGGGGAUUUGAAUUUUGGUUCUGGGGCACAACUCAAGAACGCGGUUGGGAAUUGGUCUAGAUGGCUUUCUGAUUGGUUUGGGAUGGACACUGACGAUGAGCAUGGUGAAGAUGAUGGUGAACUCAAAUGUUUUCAUCUGUUGAAUGCAUUAAGUGAUCUUUUAAUGCUACCUAAAGACAUGCUUAUGGAUAGAUCAGUUAGAACCGAGGUAUGCCCAUCAAUAAGUCUUCCAUUGCUUAAACGGAUUCUCUGCAACUUCACUCCAGACGAAUUCUGUCCAGAUUCAGUUCCUGGUGCUGUUUUGGAAGCAGUAAAUGCUGAGUCCAUUAUAGAGCGGAGAUUAUCAGGAGACGAUUCAAGCAGCUUCCCAUACGCAGCGGCUCCGGUCAAAUACAAACCGCCUUCCACCACCGCUAUCUCUCAGAAGGUGUCGGAAGCCGGUGGAAAAUCUCAACUGAGUAGAAAUGCAUCUGUGGUUCAAAGAAAAGGUUAUACAAGUGAUGAGGAACUACAAGAACUCGAUUCACCACUCAGUUCGAUUAUCGAUAAACUACCUUCAUCACAAACUAAUGGAAACGGUCAACAUACAAACCAAACAUCUCGUGUUGCAGUCAACUCACGUUAUGAACUUCUUCGUGAAGUCUGGUUAUCGUAACCACUUCCAAAAAAAGUCAUUUUAGUUUUUUUGUUUUGUAUGUUUAGAACAAUGGGGUCAAUGUGAUCAUAUAAUAUAAUGUAUACCAUAUAAUAAAUAAUGUUUUUCCACUCAAUGUAAGAUUUGGAGGGCAUGCGAGUGUACAUUUUUCGGUUGUGAUGUUAUGUGUUUGUGAUCAUGUAAUGAAAUUGGACAAGAAUAAGGUGAUGAGAUAUUGAGAUAGAAACUUUAUUCAUGAUCCCAGAACAAAAGCACAAAAGGAUUUUAUUAUCCCCAAUAAAGAGAAUAGAAGAGAAGAGAUAGAAACUAUCUAUCUUGUUGCAUUUACUCGAGCUUGAUUUCUCUAGUUGGUGGUGCUAAUUGCAAAUAGUAAAAUGGUUCAGUGAGGAGCAAAUUCACAAAUUCAUCGAGGCAACAGCAAUGACAGAUUUGCAGACAAAUUAAAGAAAGGAGAAGUAAGGAAAAUUAGAAACUAACUUGGACAACAUCUUCAAUGCGAUCGUUGCAUCUGUGAGCCUUGGGUUGUCGGGUGUCUCCGUCGGGUAAUCCCCACGGACUCUCCCUCCGAGGAACUUCUCUCCCAC